Molecule: messenger RNA, 10111 nt
Organism: Labrus mixtus (cuckoo wrasse)
Lineage: Eukaryota; Metazoa; Chordata; Actinopteri; Labriformes; Labridae
Product: mucin-12-like
Exons: 22
Coding region: 41-9205 (3054 amino acids)
Biological process (GO): cerebral cortex development; mitotic spindle organization; cell population proliferation
Cellular component (GO): cytoplasm
Source: RefSeq, a predicted model, not a curated record
ACAUGCAACCGGAGAUUUCAUCAAUACACAAAACACGUGCAUGACAAAUGUCCAAACAGUUGCAGUUAUCAAUCCUGCUGAUAAGAGAUCAGAUGCACAAACACAGGAGGCUGUAGUUACCUCAGAGAUACUCACACAGGAGAAUCAGAGCCCACUCUCCCACAGCAGCAGAACUUGUGUGGGAGAGAGCGGCGUGCAGAGUGCCCUUGAAGAGGCUUUUUUCGCGGCGGUUGGUGCUGCGUUGCCACUGGCAACACCCACGAUGCCAGAAGUGAGAGAAAGCGAGAGAAGAGAGGGAGAAAGCGUGAGGCGUGAUUCAGUAGAUGCUGUAGUGGCAGCAAUCGCGGAGGGUGAGCGAGCAGAAAGAGCGGAGAAGGAUUGUGAAGGGAUAGAAGAAUCUGUCAGCUCUGCAGGCCGAGAGAAAGAAGAAGGACCCCUGCACAGCCUCCCUCGGCUCGCGUUAAUCUGUUCACAGGGGGAGCGCUCAGCCAAGGAGGGACAGGCUGCAUCUGAGGAAAGCAGAAAAAUGCCACAAAACUCUGCAGAGACGGAGAGGAAGGAAGGACCGAGGGAGACGAGGAGCGAUCGCAGUGCAGACUCAGAGAUCUCACCAACAGAAGAAGCCUGUUUCAAUACUUCUCCCCUUGGGCUACUUACUGCUCCUGAUUGUCAGGAUCACAUUGCUGCAGGACCGGAGGGGGGAGGAGGAGGAGGAGGAGGAGGAGGAGGAGAGGAGGUGGGAGAGAAAGGAGGGCGAGUUAAAGAUUACACUGCUCUCAGCCAGCCAGGAGGCUCUCCUUGUGGGGUGUCAUCGGCCGAGACUGAGACGUGUCCGCCCACCGAUGUUGCCGAGUCACAGCUGAAAUCACAGAGCUGCCGGGAGCCGCCGGUCGCUUCUAUCUCUGCGAGCAUCUGCACCGAGCAGGACCGUUUCUCUCACUCCUGCCAGGAGCAGCAGCAGCGUUGCUCAGCGAUUUCCCCUCUCUCCACUCAUCCUGAACAAGUCUCCAGCGACACAGAUCUCACACAGAAUCUGAUUUUGGAAGAAGCACUUUCUUUUUUACGACCCUUUACAGAGACGGAGAGACACCGCAGCCAAGUUUUUCCUUCCCCUCGGCCUCUGUUGUCUUCACAACAAAUCCUGCAAGCGAGCAGCGAUCAACAGGUACGACCGAGAAGUAGCAAAACAGAAGAGGCGGCUGAAGUUCAACCCCAGACAGAGAGCAAUAGUGACAGUUCUGGAGUAAGUGUGCACGCGUGUGACAGCAGCAGGGGACGCAACCUCAGAGUUCAUUUUGAGGACACGGUGAAGAAAGACAGCGAUCCCUCGGCGGAUUUCAGAAACAUGGAGUUCGCCUCUUUGCCUCCGGUGACCGUGCAUGAGAGUUUGCACUAUCCUGUCGUCGAAGCCAGCUACACUUUCCCAGGAUUCCUCAGCCUGAGGAAACCGGAUUUCAUCACAAAUGCAGCUCCUACCAAGGGUGAAAAAGCAAUACGGAGCAGUACGGAGAAAGAGGGGUGUGGACACACUCAAGAUGCCAAGAAGGACCUUAAAAAGGAUCGGUCAGAGUCUGAGACCGAGGCCUGCAAAACACAGCUCUCAUGUCCUGCCAUGAAGAAUCCGGAUGGUAAUAAAGAAUGUUUUGACCUUCCACAAACGACGAGUGUUGCUGUACCCGAGGGCGAUCGUCUGAUAGUUGAGCAGGUGUCUGCAGAGGUGGCAAAGCAAUUCGAAGAGAAGAAGGGAGGCGAGAAAGAGGGCGAUAAUUCACACGCUCAGUCUGAAGUCCGGCCUCAGGAUUCUGCUAAAGUUGAAGAAAAAGCAGGUAAGCAGCGACUUCUGACCUCAUCAUCUGUGCUUCCACCUGAAACUGUUACCUGCAAGCCUUUAAAUGAUGUCACCGACGAGUUACCUGUUGAGCUACUCUCUUCUGGCCUUGACCCCGGUUCAAAACCUGAAAUGUUGAACUCAGCCUCCCCUCAGACAAAGCCUUGUGACCCCAGUUUCCAGCCUUCCACAAAGUCAGAUCAAACACCUCCCUCUGGACAAACGAACACCAGCGAAUCCAAAACUCACUCCGCUGAUCUCACAACGGAUGAAUCAGCGACUUCAGAAGCAGCAGCGGCCUCUGACGAGUCAAUUCCCGCUAUCGAGCAAUGUGCCAGUAAUCCUGCUUUUGUGCCGCGGCCUCCUGGCCCGAUGUUGAGUCACUUGGAGUUCAUUAGAGACGGUGAUGUCUCUCCUCCUCCUGAGCAGACAGACGGCGGCACUAAAGUCUCUGCAGAAGUUAAAGGCGACAAUGACAGGAAAGUGGCACAAGAUAAUGUUAAAGAAGAUAUGACUUGUCCUAAACUGGAGGAUACAAAUUAUGCUGCGUUGUCGAAUUCUGCAAUGAAUCAUGGGAAUAUUGCAUCUUCAAAAGAGGAAAAUGUGACUCCUCCGAUUCAGCCUCCUGGUGCAGUGGGCGGAUCCGAUAAUGUAAUUUCUCUAUCACACACCAAGUCAGACUCCUCCGUUGGCAUUAAACCUGUAAUUUGUGAAUCAUCCAUUAAGGAUGAUGUCACUGUUGUCAGCUGCCCGCUCGCAUUCAGCCUGCGUACAAACGAGGAAAUUAAACAGAACAAAGAGAAACAAAACGUGGAUUAUCAGACUUCUACGCCUGCUGUAAGAAAGGAAGAUGAACAGCUUGACGAGGCAACAGAGAACAAUCAGAAGGAAACAGAAGACAGCAGUGAGAUGCAAACAGGAAACACAACAACACAGCCGAGUAAUGAGGCUGAUAAAGAGACUGUGGAGGAAAGAGGAGACCUGCAGCCAUCACAUAAACACAAAGUAGAAAAAGCUGAAUCACCAAUAAAGGAUACAACAAAGGAGGGUGGAGAAAUCACAUCUAAAAGCCACACAGAUGCAUCUUCCUUAUCUCCUGACAGAGACAGACCAGCAGGGUCAUCUCAUGACACACCAAAAGCUAAGAUGCAGCCUGGUAGUGAGACUCACAAAACUCCAACAUUGAACCUGAAAUACAGCCCUGACAGGGAUUCGGCACAAGAUUUGAGCGGCCAAUCGCAGUCUGCAGCAGAUCCAAACUGCUUUGCUCAGCAACAGGAGCAACUGGCGUCAGAACAUCCCACAGAGGAGCUGUCAGGUGUCUGUUUAGAGGGAAAGGAAACAACUAACGGUCAGGUCAGGCUGGCCCAGACGCCGGUGGUUCAUGUGGAGGAAGGAGACGGCUCUGUCAGGCGGUCAUGUCAGUCAGGAAGCAGGGAUGAGCUGACAGGAGAUGACAAGGAACGAGUGAUGGAUUUAAGGAAAGGUGGAGGAGAUGAAGGGGAAGCUGCAGCAGCGCUCGACAGGGUUUAUGUGACGUCUCACCUUGCCAGUGAUUUAAAUGAGAGAGGAAGUGCUGCUGAGGAAAAUGACUUAGAGCUAAUCACUUCUCACUCUCUUGUAGGAGAGACAAAACAGGCGACGGACGACAAUAAAGGCCAGACUUUAGGGGUAGCCGGGUCGGUUACAGUUUCUGCGUCAGAAGCUGAGCUUGUGAGUGAUCUGAGCGGUAAAGGUCAGCAAAAAAGCAAACAAUUAAGCGCCUGUCAGGACCAUAAUGAAAACCCCAAGACGUCAAAGAACACCGCUGUAUCUGUCGAGUCUGCAUCACACAGACGUGAGGCUUCACCUUUCCGAAUUCCUGCUUCAUCAAAGGUCGGCGCGGACAGUUCUGACAUUCAUGCAGAAGUUCAUACUCCAAGUGCAAAGCAGGCCGACCAAAAGCUGCAAAAAGAUUACAGUGAGAAAAGCCACAGCGGUGCAACCGAGGAGUGUGACAUUCAGGGUGCAAAGUGUGAGCCUUUUGAGCUGCAAAGCUCAGUCACACAGAGCAGCACAGAAGCAGAGACAGCCAUAAAAGGCCCUGAUGUAGAGGAGAUCACAGAGGAGGAUAAAGCAGCUUUGGGACGAGACAAAGCCGACAGCCAGGGGAUGGAUCAAAGUGGGAUAAAAGUAGUAAACAAUGAAGCAACACAGAAAGAGAAAGGUGUUCAGGAUGAAGGCAGUGGCUUUGGGUCAGUUAAAGAUUCAGACCUGAGUGAAAGUGAGCAGCCCCAAAGCAGCAGUGAUAGCAUUGGUCUUUUGAAGGAAACAGAAAAUAGCAAUGAUUUAGCAAAUCAAAUAACUGUGGAUACUCAAUCUAGUAUUUCAUCAAAGUGCCUGGAUGAUUUUGCCUCAACAUCUCCUGCAGCGAAGCCUCAUGACGAGGUGGUAUUGCCCGAGCCCGCCCAAAACAGUGUUGUAAAACCCAUCGCUGCUGCUUCCCAAUCUGAAGUAAGACCAGUGGAAGAAGUUACUUCCUGCAUCUCUGCUGUGUCUGUGAAUAAAGAGAGUCCUGCUGCUGGACCACGAGCCCCACAACCAGAGACAAACUGGAUCAGAGCUCUAAAAGAAGCUGCACUCGAUUCUCAGAGUAAAGAAGAGAAAACAGAGAAGACGGCAAGACGCUUCCCGUCUCUGGAGUCCCCUCAAGAGUUUCUCACUCCGAGUGAGGAGAUAGACGCACCUCUGAGGCACGAGGAGAGCCCACCUCCGGAGAAAGAGAUCCCCCCUUUGAGGAAGCCGGUGGAUCUUCCUGAGCCUCUAAACAAGACCACAGAGAUCCCCCCUUUGAAGAAGCCGGUGGAUCUUCCUGAGCCUUUAAACAAGACCACAGAGAUCCCCCCUUUGAGGAAGCCGGUGGAUCUUCCUGAGCCUCUAAACAAGACCACAGAGAUCCCCCCUUUGAAGAAGCCGGUGGAUCUUCCUGAGCCUCUAAACAAGACCACAGAGAUCCCCCCUUUGAAGAAGCCGGUGGAUCUUCCUGAGCCUCUAAACAAGACCACAGAGAUCCCCCCUUUGAAGAAGCCGGUGGAUCUUCCUGAGCCUCUAAACAAGACCACAGAGAUCCCCCCUUUGAAGAAGCCGGUGGAUCUUCCUGAGCCUUUGAAAAAGACAUCAGAGCUCCUAGAACCAAGACGGAGCACACAAGUAGAGCUCCCGAAAGAAACAGAGAAAGUAGAGCUCUCUGAACAAACCAAGGAGGAACCAAAGGACUGCCAAGAACCAAAACAGAGCACAGAAGAAACUCUCCCAGUAGGAACAGAGCCAGUAGAGCUCGUCGAGAAAGUCGAGUUUCCAGAACCAACACAGAGCACAACAGAAGAGUUCCCAGAGGAUGCAGAGUCGGUAGAGCUCUCAGGACCGAUUGAGAAAGCAGAAGAGCUUUCAGAACAAACACAGAGCACAAAUACAGUAGAGCUCCAACAAGAAACAAAUACAGUAGAGCUCCAACAAGAAACAAAUACAGUAGAGCUCUCAGAACAAAUCGACAAAGAGGAAGAGCCUCAAGAGGAGCUUCAGGAACCAGAAAGAGAGCCGGUACCUUCUCUAGAACCAGCGCAAGAAACAGCUGAGUCCUUCGAGCCAACAGAAAGCACAGCAACAUUGUCAGAGCCAAUAAAAAAUGAAGAACCAGAACCAAUAAAGAGCACAGCAGAGCACCAAGAGCCGGGUCUGACAGAGGAGCCAGAGGACAAACCUGCGGAGAUCCCACCUGAGGAGCCCAACUUGGAAGAUCCAACCGAGGAGUCUGCAGGGACCGACAUAUUACAGGAUCUCGCUGAGGCGCUACAGGACAGCGGGCCCCCCCUCGUUGAGCAGGCAGAGAAAGGUGACCGUGCCGCUGCCUCGGCCCCACCUCCGACCUCAGAAUCCUGCAUCCUGCCUGCCUUCCCGUCUCACCUUCACGACAUCACAGAGUUCCCCACUCCUCCUCCCACACCCCCGGAGAGGCUCACCUUCGACUCUCUACCAACCCCACCUGCAUCCCCCACUUUCCCUCCUCCUCCUCCUCCUGAUCCUGCAUCUCCUCCUCCAGCUCCUGCAUCUCCUCCUCUACCUCCUGCUGACCAGGGUGAGGACCACCUCCCUGCCUCUGCACCCUUCAACCCCCCUUUAAGGAGCUCAGACUCUGAUGGAGCGUUUGAGACGCCUGAAUCCACGACUCCAGUGAAGGCCGCUUCUCCCACAGAGCCGCAAACACAACAUCUACCAUUCGAUGACAUAGCAGGAGCAGACUUCUCGUUCUCUGAUCCCGCCUCUGACUUGACCUCGGCCGACCGACCCUGCAGAUCCCCGUCUAUCGUCUUCGAUGAGGACCGGCCCAUUGCAGCGAGCGGGACUUACAACAUUGAAGUUUUGGCUUCAGACACGUCGACUCACACUCUAACGCGUUCUCAGAGUCUCCAGGGAGGGGAGCUCGACGCCGAUGCUGACGGCAGUCUGAUCGAAGGAUCGACGGCGGGAGGUUUUCAUUUACAUUCUGAGUCCUUCAGCGUGGGGACCGAGAGCGCACCCGGGACCCUCCACAGGCCGAAGAAAGUCCGCCCGGGGUCUUUGAAAAAGAAACCGUUCCUAAGACAGAACUCCAACCCGGAGAGUCCGAGGCCGGCGUCAUCCGGCGGCACCCCGGAGAUCAACAGGAGGGCAAAGCCGAGAACCGCCAGCCCCCUGCAGGCUCAGGAGGAGGCCGACGGAGGAUCUGCGACCCCGAGUCCCGGAGGAACACUCAGAAAGACCAGGAAGAGCCGAGUGGUGACUCCUCCCCCUCUCCCCGAGGAGACCGGUCACACAAUCCCCGCCUUACCCUUGUGCCAGGAGGAGACUCCUCCGCCUUGUAGUCCACCGAACAGAGAGGAAUCCCCCAUCCCUCCGGCGACCUCCUACCAAUGGGAUCCAGAUAACUUUGACAACAUCGACCCUUUCAAAACUGGAGGAAGUAAAAUAGCAAAUUCCCCCGUCCUGGGCCGUAAAGACCCCGUGUGCGCCGCCGUUUCUGAACCUCCAGAAAGCCCCGCUGUCUCCGCUGUAGAGCCGAGUCCUCCGAGUCCUCCAGCGACCGCCGACCCCGAAGAGCAGCCCAUCCUCCCCAAACGUCAGCCAGUAAGGCUGGAGUUUGACUACUCGGAGGAGGGCAGCGAGGCGUCCCACAGGGCCUCUCCUCCCCCGCCCAAGAAAGUGGGCAAGAAGCCGGGUGGCAAGAUGCCUCUGAGGAAACCGAAGCUGGGUCUGAAGAAGGCCGCUCCGGCGCAGAGCGAGCAGCUGGACAACAACCCUCCAGACUCUCGCAACGGAAACGAUGAAGAGAUCCCCGUUCACAAAGGGUCGUACAACUUUGAACCCGACAAGUGGGACGAUCCAAACUUCAACCCGUUCAGCCCGAAGAAAGGCGUCGGCAACUCGCCCAAACUCCCCAGGCCGUCUCAUAGCUUCAACUCCGACGACUUCGACGACUCGAUAGACCCGUUCAAAUCCACCAACAAGAUGGCCGACUCUCCUCCUAAGGCGUCCGCCUCGUUCGACCUGUCGUCCAGCGACUUUGACAACGAGAACGAGAAUGACAAUGUCGCAGAACUGGGCGACCAAAAUCAGAACAAACCGGCCAAGAAGAAGAAAACUCCCAUCAAAUCGAAGUCCAGGGGUGUGUCUUCUCUAUGUUGUCUGUUUAACACUUUCAGAGUGAAGCGGUCGCCCAAGAAAUCUCCGCUGUCUGAACUUUGUCAGGAUCCUCCGCCUGCAGAUGAGCCCUCCUCCCUCCACACGCAGGACGACCACGCCACCGACGAGGAGAAGCUGGCCUCUUCCACGGGUCACAAGUGGAACCUGCACGACAUGGAGGCGGACCUGAACUCUGACCAGCAGGACUUCCCUCAGCCGAGCGACCUCACGUCCUUUGUGAACGAGAGCAGUCUUCCUCAUCGGGCUCCAGCACAAGACUAUGAAAUCGAGUACAUGGAGAAGAUCGGCUCCUCCUCGCCUCCGCUGUCCCUGAAGAAGCCGUCUUUGUACCUGAAGCUGGACUCUGUGUCGGACAGCUUAACCAAGAACAUGCACGAUCAUGGAUCAGAGCCCGGCUCCCCCUGCACAGGGAGUUUUGAGGAGAUGGAAGCCCAGAUCUCGGCGGGUAUGAAGAUGCCGGUCCUGAGCACACGGCCCGGUCCCGAGGGCUCCGCCGGGGAUAAGGGCAGGAAGCGAGAGAGCGAGUCGCUCAGCCGAACGCAGAGCACAGAGAGGGACGAGCAGCCCCCCGUGGAGGCUCCGGCUCCAGCCCCGGCCCCGGCUAUGCCCCCGUUAGACAUGCUGUCCGAGUGCGACGACCCCCUGCAGUACCUGGAGUCCGACCUGGCCGAGACCAACCCCACCGCAUUCGCCCAAAAACUACAGGAGGAGCUGGUGCUUGCUGCCCUGAGGAUAGAGGCACUGCAGGUAGCCAAAAACAUCUCUCAGUGCCCCUCCCUCUCCACUGUAACCCCCCAGUCUCGACUCAAGAAACCCAGCAAUCGUCGGUGGAAUAUCAACGGUUCACCCUUACUCAAAGCAUUAUUUGGGGGGAUUGUCUCUUUAGGACAGAGCUCUGAGCAAAAGUUACCCCCACAAAGUGACAUCACACACAGAGACCUGUCCUCGCCCGUAGAGAGCGCCGUGUCCAAGAACUCCCUGUACACCAGGACCAACAGCAGCAGUUACAUCGACGGGGAGAGCCCCCACCUGCCCGGAGAGCUGGACCACUCGCUGGGCAUCGCACGAGAGGAGAUUGUGUCAAAGGAGAAAGAAGUGCUGGAGUGGCAGAGGAAGUAUGAAGACAGCCGGCAGGAGGUGGUGGAGAUGAGGAGGAUCGUUUCAGAGUACGAGAAGACGAUUGCUCAGAUGAUAGGUGAGUUCAAAGAUGACCAGAAGGAGAAGUCUCUGUCCCAUCACACCAUCCAGCAGCUGAUCAUGGAGAAGGACCAGGCGCUCUCCGACCUCAACUCGGUGGAGAAGUCCCUGGCCGACCUGUUCAGACGCUACGAGAAGAUGAAAGAUGUUCUGGAGGGCUACAGAAAGAAUGAAGAGGUUCUGAAGAAAUGUGCUCAAGAGUAUCUGUCCCGGGUCCGUAAGGAGGAGCAGCGCUACCAAGCCCUGAAGAUCCAUGCAGAGGAGAAGCUAGACAGGGCCAAUUCAGAGAUAGCUCAGGUGCGAGUUAAGGCGAAGCAGGAGCAGGCCGCCUACCAGGCCAGCGUGAGGAAGGAGCAGAUGAAGGUGGACUCUCUGGAGCGUACUUUGGAGCAAAAGAACAAAGAGAUCGAGGAGCUGACGAAGAUCUGUGACGAGCUGAUCGCCAAGAUGGGGAGGAGUUAGCGGCCUCACUAAACCUCGCCCGAGCCAAACCUCGUAGAGAAAUUUAGCAGUUUUUUGGAAACACUCCUUAACCAAAUGAAGCAGAAUCAUAACAAGUAACCUUUGCCACUCUUCCAAGGACUUUACGGACUUUAAAGGACAAAGACGGUCUUUGGCUUGAUUUCCUACUGAGCAGGAUCCCCAGGAGACGCUCCUCUUAAUCACUCUGUACAUUUUUUGAUGUGUCAGUGUUCUGUACUGUAUCAGGGGGGUCUGGUCUUAGAAAGUGUAUCAUAUCACUGAUUAUAAAUGUGUGUGAGUGUGUGUAUGAUAAUGAGAAAAUGAGAGCGUUGUUUGUGGGUUUAAAUUAUCUAUGACGUUGCCAUGACAGCCACUGAGGGAGAAGACUGUUUACCUGCUCCUGUAGUUGUUGUUUCCUUUUCAAUAUGAGAGACGGACACUUUGACUAAACAGCGACUUAGAUUGAGUCUUAAAAAUAUCGAUGCACCACAAAGAGAACACAAACGAUCACAAUAACCUCCUGCAUGUGAGAGAGACAGAACAAUGUUAACGUUUGUAUAUAGUGUACUGUAGCAAAGUAUGAAAAAAUAUUCCUCUGCAUCCUUUUUUAAAAAAGUUAUUCUGACGCCCUCCCGCCUCGCCGCUCCCCUCACUUUAACCCUUGUAGAUAAUUGUCAUACUUAUCGUAGCUUUCUCAAUGAAAUUGUGGGACUUAUAUUUUGGAUUUUAUUUUGAUAUAAAGCAAACUAAUCUUGUGACUGUAUUCCCGUUGUGACCAGGAGUCAUUUAAUUUUUUGGAUGUCCUAGUCCUGCUAUGGUCGUUUGUGUCACACUGAGGAAGAAGUCUUCUCUGCACAGCUCCUGUACAGCAUCUGCUUACAAAGUGCAAUAAAAGAUGGCAAUACA